Messenger RNA from Sorex araneus (European shrew), 5100 nucleotides. RefSeq names its product Yes1 associated transcriptional regulator (gene YAP1). Gene Ontology annotation, biological process: hippo signaling; positive regulation of transcription by RNA polymerase II. The coding region runs from base 137 to 1672 and encodes 511 amino acids. Gene Ontology annotation, cellular component: cytoplasm; nucleus. The record is from RefSeq and is a predicted model, not a curated record. Gene Ontology annotation, molecular function: protein binding; transcription coactivator activity; transcription corepressor activity. NCBI's taxonomy places the organism in Eukaryota, Metazoa, Chordata, Mammalia, Eulipotyphla, Soricidae. The transcript has 9 exons.
CUCGGGGACGCGGCCGGCCGCUCCCAGCUUCGCAGGCGCGGGCGGGGGGUGCGGGGCGGCGGCGCGGCCCCCCGGCCCGGACAGCAGCACCCCGCGCGCCCGCCCCGCCGCCGUCUAGUCCCGCGCGCGCCCCACCAUGGACCCCGGGCCGCCGCCGCCGCCGCCCCAGCCCGCGCCCCCGGGCCCGGGCCAGCCGCCCGCGCAGCCCCCGCCCGCGUCCGGCCCGUCCGCGCCCCCCGGCCCGCCCGCGCCCUCCGGCCCGCAGGCCGCGCCGCAGGCCCCCCCGGCCGGCCACCAGAUCGUUCACGUCCGGGGGGACUCGGAGACCGACCUGGAGGCGCUCUUCAACGCCGUCAUGAACCCCAAGACGGCCAACGUGCCGCAGACCGUGCCCAUGCGGCUCCGCAAGCUGCCCGACUCCUUCUUCAAGCCGCCCGAGCCCAAGGCCCACUCGCGGCAGGCCAGCACUGAUGCGGGCACCGCAGGAGCGCUGACUCCGCAGCACGUUCGCGCCCACUCCUCUCCUGCUUCCCUGCAGCUGGGCGCGGUGUCUCCUGGGACCCUCACCCCCUCGGGUGUAGUCUCUGGGCCUGCAGCUGCACCUGGUGCCCAGCACCUCCGGCAGUCCUCUUUUGAGAUACCUGAUGAUGUACCCCUGCCCACUGGCUGGGAGAUGGCCAAGACACCGUCUGGACAGAGAUACUUCUUAAAUCACAUCGAUCAGACAACCACAUGGCAGGACCCCAGGAAGGCUAUGCUGUCACAGAUGAACGUCACGGCCCCCACCAGCCCCCCGGUGCAGCAGAGUGCUAUGCACUCGGUCUCAGGUCCUCUUCCUGAUGGGUGGGAGCAAGCAGUGACUCAGGACGGAGAGAUCUACUACAUAAACCAUAAGAACAAGACCACCUCUUGGCUAGACCCAAGGCUUGAUCCUCGUUUUGGUAAAGCCAUGAACCAGAGGAUGGGUCAGAGUGCGCCUGUGAAGCAGCCCCCUCCGCUGGCCCCCCAGAGCCCACAGGGGGGCGUCUUGGGGGGUGGCAGCUCCAACCAGCAGCAGCAGAUGCGGCUGCAGCAACUGCAGAUGGAGAAGGAGCGGCUGCGGCUGAAGCAGCAAGAGUUGCUCCGGCAGGUGAGGCCGCAGGCAAUGCGGAAUAUCAAUCUCAGCACAGCAAAUUCUCCAAAAUGUCAGGAAUUAGCUCUCCGUAGCCAGUUACCAGCACUGGAGCAGGACGGAGGGACCCAGAAUCCGGGAUCAUCUCCAGGGAUGGCUCAAGAGUUGAGAACAAUGACGACCAAUAGCUCAGACCCCUUUUUGAACAGUGGCACCUACCACUCUCGAGACGAAAGUACAGACAGCGGGCUGAGCAUGAGCAGCUACAGCGUCCCACGCACCCCGGACGACUUCCUGGACAGUGUGGACGAGAUGGACACAGGUGACACUAUCAACCAAAGCACCCUGCCCUCACAGCAGAACCGCUUCCCAGACUACCUGGAAGGCAUUCCCGGGACAAACGUGGACCUUGGCACGCUGGAGGGAGAUGGCAUGAGCCUGGAAGGGGAGGAGCUGAUGCCCAGUCUGCAGGAGGCACUCAGCUCCGACAUCCUCAAUGACAUGGAGUCCGUGCUGGCCGCCACCAAGCUCGACAAGGAAAGCUUUCUCACCUGGUUGUAGGGCACCGGGCAGACUGUGUCCCAAGUCUGUGCAGGGUCAGAGGAAACAUGACCCGAAUGCCUGAAGUUCCCCGAUAGCCAGUCACACACACUAUUUGGGCUCAGUACAGAAGAAGAUGAACAAACGUCCAGCAAGAUUCUUUCAUCCACUACUUUGCUCUUCCUUGUCCAUUGCUGCUGUUAAUAUAUUGCUGACCUCUUUCAUAGUUGGCUCGAAAGAAUCAAAAAAAAAAAUCACUUUAUUAUUAUUAUUUUUUUUUUUUGGUUUCUUUUGCUAUUUUAACUACUGUUGGUUUGGAGGGGCGAGGGGAAGUGAGCCUGUGUGGCGAUGGUGCCGUUCCUUUCGCCCCGUCCAGGUGGUCGCAUAUCACUUUAGCCACAGACUCAGACCCAGAAGCCACGUGCUUCCCGUGGCAGCAUUGAGUUUGUUCAGUUUUCUCUUCAUCUGCCUUCAGCCAGUGGAAAACGCAGCUUACUGGUCUGACCAGCCAAAUACGGUGUAUCUGAUAUUAAGUCCUUGAUUCUGACUCUAAGCAGUAGCUGAAACUGAGGCUGAGGACUGUUUCACUCCCAUGUGUCCCCACCUCGUGCUGUCAUAAGUCACACGUUGACUAUGAUUUUAUUUUAGGAGCUUAUAAGGCAUGAGACAGUUUCCAUAGAAAUAGAGUAAUUAUUGCCACAUACUCUCAUAUAGGUUUUGGGGUUUUCUGUGGGUUUGUUUCCAUUUGAUUUGGUUGGACUUGUUUUGAUUUUUGUUUCUCGGAGCCUAGGCAAAUAAUCAUAGUAAGUGACUCUGUUCAUAGUUGUAGCUUGGAACAUUAUUUUAGAUCCUUUGGUUAAAAAUCUACAUCCUGAUUUUUUUUUUAAACCAUCUUAUUUAAAUCUUGAUUAUCUGCUCUCCAUAUAUACCCACACACACUUAUAUUGUUUAUGCUAGUGUGAUAGCAGAAUGUAUCUUUUUUUUUUUUUAGUUUUCCCUACUUUCCAUUUAUUUUAAAAUGGUAGCUUUGAAUGUAUGCAUUUAGAAUACAUGAUUAGUAGUUUAUAUCUCACAAGUAGUUUAAAUCUGGUUGUGGCAAUCUGCAAUGUUUGAGGUAGCUUAAUGUGAAAAGGACAUGUUAUAAUGAUUUGUGCCCAGAGCAGUACUAUAUGCCCUCUGGACACACAGUAGUAUCUGAUUGGAAAGAAGCAAACAAGAAAUGGUUUUGUUUUCCUCCUUGUUGCUCCCUUGAUCUAAUGUCUUGAUGAGAAAUCACUGAGUAGGUUUGUAAUGUUUUUUUGCAGAAGUAAGCUUUAUGUAGUGGUUUUACCUCUCUUUAGCUUUAGCUUUUGAAGCUUACCUUUGCCUUAGUUUUGGAAGUAAAUUCUAGUUCUUGAGUUCUCAUUUAUAACAAUGACAUUAAAGACUAGUCUGAGAUAUUGCCUUUAAGAUUGUUCUUACUUGCUCCUACUUCUCUAUGCUGAGAAUUGACCCUGGGCAAUAUAUAGAAUACUCUAAGGUCUGAGUUAGCUGGUUAAGUGAUCAGAUUAAUAAAUGUAUAUUGAUAGUUGAAUUUAGCAAAGAAAUAGAGAUAAUCAUGAUUAUACGUUUAUUUUUACAGGAAGAGAUAUAACUAGAGUAUGUUUCUACAGGAAUAAUAAUGGUUUCCAAAGAGUAUUUUUUAAAGGAACAAAAUGAGCAUGAAUCAACUCUUCAGUAUAAGCUAUGAAGUAAUGUUUGGUUAUGAAUUACAGUGGCACCAGCUAGCCACCUCUAUGAUUAAGGGUCUUUCAUUGUUUCUAGAAUAAGCCCUUAUUUUCAAGGGUUUGUAACAGACAUACCUUUUCCUGGCUAAAACUUCUGUGAAAAGCCUCUGCUUAGGAAGAUGGUAGUGUUUCUUUGUUCGUUUUUUAAUGCAGAAUUGAAGUAUUUGACCCUUCAACUUAGAGAAGUGCAAAAGUUGAAAAUGAGACAUUUUUAUUAAGUGUUUUCAGUACUCAAGACAAUGCUAUCACUGUGUAUGUGUAAUGAUUUCAUAGGUUGAUCAUGAUAACUGACUUUAAGGUUUUUAUUUUUUACGAACAGUAGAAAGAUUAAAUCUUGAAUUAAGUCUUGGGGGGAGAGGCCACUAUUCAAAUGCAUUGGUUUGUUUCAUUUUUUUCCUGGCAAUAAUGAAAUUCUAUGUGGAAUGCACAAUUGAGUAUGUGAAUGACACAGCAUGUUGGGUUUUGACGAGCAGAUCCAAGCUACUUGGAAGGAGUGCCUGCAGCUUGCCAGUGAGCCACGAACCAUGAUGACUCACGUCUGUCUCAUACAAGUGACUCUAGGUAGUGGAAGGGGCAGGGAAGGAGUGGAAAGACUUACUGUGGGACCCUGGUAGAGAACUCUAGAAGCUUUCCCCCCAUUCAGACAUGGUUGCAUCUUGCUAUCAUUAAAGACCAUUGCUAAAAUUUCAAUCACUUCAAGACCCCCCACGAGACAGGAAGAUGGAAUUCUUCAUCUCCUCCUGACUUGGAUUUUCCCAAUUCCGCCUCAGUGUCUCAGCCAGACUGUGGGCGGACACGUACAUGGCCCUCGAGGUGUCCCCUGUGUGAAGAAGACCUGGGGCCGCCUCCCCUCUCGGUGGGAAUCGAAGCCUCCAUACAUUCUUCCUUGUUUGAUGUUCGGGUUCCUAAUGUCCAAGUGUUUUAACUGCUUCUGGUUGGAUUGGGUAGCAUUGGAAUAAGGUUUUAACUGGGUAUUCUUGAAUUGCUUUUACAUAAAUAAACCAAUUUUAUAACCUUUAAUUUGAUCAGCUUUUUACACUUGUGUUCUUUCCGGUUAGGGCCUCUUAGCUUUGCUUGAGGUGGAUGACGGAGCACAGGGAUCUGGGUUUCAGAUUCUCCAAAGCACUAUUGUCAUGACUGUUUUCUAAAUACAGUGCCUUUUAAAAAAAGAACGGAAGGACUUUGAGGCAAUUAAUAUUGCUGGUGAAAGUAUUCCUACUAAGUAGAUGCAUUCUAUCCAGAAUCCUGGCAGAAAGACCGAAAGAUAAGUUAUCAGUUGUUCAAUUCAUGAUUCAUACCGAACAGUGUUGAAACCCAGUGCAGGAGCGGAGAUAGUGCCCCUGAUGAGCGUUUUGUAGCUUAGCCCCACCGAGAAGGGAGUGGCCAGAGGAGAUGGGUCUUCCACAAGCUUGUUUGGAGAGGUAUUGUGGGGGUGCCUAUCUUAACCAUUGUUUUCUGUAUCCUAAAAAAGUAUUUUCCACAUUUUAAAUGUUUUAUAUUAGAUUCUUUAAUGCGCCCUUGUCAGAUAUAUAUACAGUAUCAAUGUUGCCUUUUUAUUUUUUGUGUUAGCUUUAAGAGCAUGCUGGUGUUAGGUACUGACAUACAUUGUUACAUUACUUUUUUCUUGUGUAAUACCUUUUUGUUUGUUUAUGUGGUUCAAAUAUAUUCUUUCUUUAAACUUUC